CGCUCCUUCCCCGUGGCCCCGGGGCCCUAGAGGGUGGCGCACGAUGACCGGCGCCCAGGCGCUCAUCCUGGCGCUCACCUUUCAGCUCUGCGCGCUGGAAAGCGAGACUCCCACAGCUGGCUGCUCUUUCGACGAGGAUGGAGACCCAGUGGCACCAUGUGAAUAUAGUCAGGCCCAGUAUGAUGAUUUCCAGUGGGAGCAAGUGCGAAAUGAUGCUGGCCCCCGCUUCCCGCCAGACCUGCCUCAUGGUUCAUACCUGAUGGUCAACUCUUCCCAGCAUGGUGCUGGUCAGCGGGCCCAUGUGGUCUUCCAGAGCCUGAGUGAGAAUGACACCCACUGCUUACACUUCAGCUACUUCCUGUAUAACCGGGAUGGGCACAGUCCUGGGGCCCUGGGAGUCUAUGUGCGUGUCAAUGGAGGCCCCUUGGGCAGUGCCGUAUGGAACAUGUCUGGCUCUCAUGGCCGUCAGUGGCACCAGGCUGAACUGGCGGUCAGCACCUUCUGGCCCAAUGAGUACCAGGUGCUGUUUGAGGCCAUCAUCUCUGCUGACCGCCGAGGCUACAUGGGCCUGGAUGACAUUCUGCUCUUCAGCUAUCCAUGCGCAAAGGCCCCUCACUUCUCCCGUCUGGGCGAUGUGGAGGUCAACGCAGGCCAGAAUGCCACUUUCCAGUGCAUGGCAGCGGGGCGGGCCUCGGAGGCUGAGCAGUUUCUGCUGCAGCGCCAGGGUGGUUUGAUGGUCCCCGCUGCCUCCGUGAAGCACAUCAGUCACCACCGCUUCCUGGCCACGUUCCAGCUGCCCGAAGUAGGGCGGGGGGAGCAGGAUCUCUAUCGCUGUGUGUCCCAGGCACCACGGGGCGCAGGAGUCUCCAACUUUGCAGAGCUUAUUGUUAAGGAGCCCCCCACACCGAUCGCACCUCCCCAGUUGCUCCGGGCUGGCUCCACCUACCUCAUCAUUCAGCUCAACACCAACUCCAUCAUUGGUGAUGGCCCCAUUGUGCGCAAGGAGAUUGAAUACCGCAUGUCUCGGGGCCCAUGGGCAGAGGUGCAUGCGGUUAGCAUGCAGACCUACAAGCUGUGGCACCUUGACCCCGACACUGAGUAUGAGAUCAGCGUGUUACUCACCCGGCCUGGUGAAGGGGGCACUGGAAAGCCUGGCCCUGCGCUCAUCAGCAGGACCAAGUGUGCAGAGCCCAUGAGAGCUCCCAAGGGUCUUGCCUUCUCUGAGAUCCAGUCUCGUCAGCUGACCCUCCAGUGGGAGCCCCUUGGCUACAAUGUCACCCGCUGCCACACCUACACCGUGUCCUUGUGCUACCGCUACACCGUGGGCAGCAGCCACAACCAGACUUUUCGGGAGUGCGUGAAGAUGGAACGGGGCACCAACCGCUAUACCAUCAAAAACCUGCUGCCCUACAGGAACAUCCAUGUGCGGCUCAUCCUGGCCAACCCCGAGGGAAGGAAAGAGGGCAAGGAGGUCAUCUUCCAGACGGAUGAAGAUGUUCCUGGAGGAAUCUCAGCAGAGUCACUGACCUUCACCCCUCUGGAGGACAUGAUCUUUCUGAAGUGGGAAGAACCCCUGGAGCCAAAUGGCCUCAUCACCCAAUAUGAGAUCAGCUAUCAAAGCAUUGAGUCAUCAGAUCCUGCAGUGAAUGUGCCUGGCCCCAGACGCACAGUGUCCAAGCUCAGAAAUGAGACCUACCAUGUGUUCUCCAACCUGCAUCCGGGUACCACAUACCUGUUCUCUGUGAGGGCAAAGACCGGCAAGGGCUUUGGCCAGACGGCGCUCACUGAGAUCACCACCAACAUCUCCGCUCCGAGCUUUGACUAUGGGGACAUGCCAUCCCCACUGGGGGAGUCGGAGAGCACUAUCACAGUGCUGCUGAGGCCAGCGCAAGGACGUGGAGCCCCCAUCAGUGUUUACCAGGUGAUAGUGGAAGAGGACCGUGCCCGGAGAAUGAAGCGGGAGCCUGGGGCUCAGGACUGCUUCCCAGUGCCAUUGACCUUUGAUGCUGCCCUUGCCCGGGGCGCGGUACAUUAUUUUGGGGCAGAGCUGCCAGCCAGCAGCCUCUUGGAGGCCACACCUUUCACUGUGGGCGACAACCAGACAUACCGAGGCUAUUGGAAUCCCCCCCUGGAGCCCAAGAAGGCAUAUCUCAUCUACUUCCAGGCCACAAGCCACUUGAAGGGGGAAACCCGGCUGAACUGUAUUCGGAUAGCUCGCAAAGCUGCCUGCAAGGAAAGUAAGCGGCCCCUGGAGGUAUCCCAGCACUCAGAGGAGAUGGGCCUGAUUCUAGGUGUCUGCGCUGGGGGUCUUGUGGUCCUCAUUAUCCUCUUGGGGGCCAUCAUUAUCAUCAUUCGCAAAGGGAAGCCGGUCAACAUGGCCAAGGCCACCAUCAACUACCGCCAUGAGAAGACCCACAUGAUGAGUGCUGUGGACCGCAGCUUCACAGAUCAGAGCACGCUACAAGAGGACGAGCGCCUAGGCCUCUCCUUCAUGGAUGCCCAUAGCUACAGUACUCGGGGGGACCAGCGAAGCAGCGUGGUCAAUGAGUCGAGCAGCCUGCUGGGAGGCUCCCCCCGGCGUCCCUGUGGCCGGAAGGGCUCCCCGUACCACACAGGACAGAUGCACCCGGCUGUUCGAGUGGCUGAUUUGCUGCAGCACAUCAACCAGAUGAAGACAGCCGAGGGUUAUGGCUUCAAGCAGGAGUAUGAAAGCUUCUUUGAAGGCUGGGAUGCCAGCAAGAAGAAGGACAAGACCAAGAGCAGAACGGAACCCAUCCCCCCUUACGAUCGGCACCGAGUGAAGCUGCAUCCGCUUCUGGGAGACCCCAACGCAGACUACAUCAAUGCCAACUACAUCGAUGGCUACCACAGAUCAAACCACUUCAUAGCUACUCAAGGACCCAGGCAGGAGAUGGUGUAUGACUUCUGGAGAAUGGUGUGGCAGGAACAUUGCUCCAGCAUCGUCAUGAUCACCAAGCUGGUGGAAGUGGGACGGGUGAAGUGUUCCCGCUACUGGCCUGAUGACUCAGAGACGUAUGGAGACAUCAAGGUCACUCUGGUGAAAACAGAGACCCUGGCAGAGUAUGCAGUCCGUACUUUUACCAUGGAGAGGAGAGGCUACUCAGCCCGCCACGAGGUACAACAGUUCCAUUUUACUGCGUGGCCAGAGCAUGGCGUCCCUUACCAUGCCACGGGGCUGCUGGCCUUCAUCCGCCGUGUCAAGGCCUCCACUCCACCUGAUGCUGGGCCCAUCGUCAUCCACUGCAGCCCCAGGAUGGCUACCUCCCUCCUCCCUCCCAUUUCCAGUUCUCCUGCCAGUGGCCUGAGACAGGAUGUGGCUGGCUAUCUCCCCAGUGCAGGCACCGGCCGGACAGGCUGCUACAUUGUUCUUGAUGUGAUGCUGGAUAUGGCUGAAUGUGAGGGCGUUGUAGACAUCUACAACUGUGUCAAGACACUUUGCUCUCGCCGAAUCAACAUGAUCCAGACGGAGGAACAGUAUGUCUUCAUCCAUGAUGCAAUCCUGGAGGCCUGCCUGUGUGGGGAAACUACUAUCCCUGUCAGUGAAUUUAAGGCCACCUAUAAAGAGAUGAUCCGAAUUGAUCCCCAGAGUAACUCCUCCCAGCUGAGGGAUGAAUUUCAGACCCUGAAUUCAGUGACACCCCCAUUAGAUAUGGAGGAAUGUAGCAUCGCCCUCCUUCCCAGGAACCGGGAGAAGAACAGGAGCAUGGAUGUCCUGCCCCCUGACCGCUGCUUGCCUUUCCUCAUCUCCACCGAUGGGGACCCCAACAACUACAUCAAUGCAGCUUUAACUGAUAGUUACACCCAGAGUGCGGCCUUCAUUGUAACCCUGCACCCGCUGCAGAGCACGACCCCUGACUUCUGGCGCCUGGUCUAUGAUUACGGCUGCACUUCCAUCGUCAUGCUCAAUCAGCUGAAUCAGUCCAAUUCUGCCUGGCCCUGUCCCCAGUAUUGGCCAGAGCCUGGUCGCCAGCAGUACGGCCCUAUGGACGUGGAGUUUGUGUCUGGCACAGCAGACGAUGACCUCAUCGCUCGCCUCUUCCGAGUUCAGAAUCUUACUCGGCUGCAGGAAGGACAUCUGCUGGUACGACACUUUCAGUUUCUGCGCUGGUCCGCGUACCGGGACACACCUGACUCCAAGAAGGCCUUCCUGCACUUGCUGGCCGAGGUGGAGAAAUGGCAGGCUGAGAGUGGGGAGGGGCGGACCAUCGUGCAUUGCCUGAAUGGAGGUGGUCGCAGUGGCACCUUCUGCGCCUCCACCACGGUCCUGGAGAUGAUUCGCUGCCAUAACCUGGUGGAUGUUUUCUUUGCUGCCAAGAUGUUGCGUAACUACAAGCCCAACAUGGUGGAAACUCUGGAGCAGUACCAUUUCUGCUAUGAUGUGGCCCUGGAAUACCUGGAAUCAUUGGAGACCAGAUAGCGUGAGACGUGCUAAGUCUUGGAGGGGAGGGGGCUCAUCCCCCAGGGGCUGGCCCUCCCAUCACCUGCCGUCCCACCUACAAGUGAGAACCGUGACAUGAGGGGAUGACCUGCUCGCCCAUUUGCCUGCCCUAGGUCACCCUGGCUCUGACACCAUCCUGUCCCCUCCCCUCUUAGGCAUAGCUCCCAUUCAGUGGCCCUUGGAGGAGUGUGAGGGGGAGGCCCUGUAGAUAGGAUGUGGCACUAUGCUGAACUGGGGUUUUCUCUAGGUCAGUCCUGGUACCUGGGAAGGUUUUAGGGACCAAAUGGAGGGGGCAGCUGGGGAUGGGGCCUCCCAGCUCCAUUCUGGCUCACAUGGGCUUAGGAAAAGGCCUUCAGGGCUGUUAGGAUGGGACCGCAGAGCAAAGAGUGGGCAUACCAGGAUGGCUUUUUCAGAUCCCGGAGGGGAUAGGGGUUUGUUAGCUACGGCUACUUUGCCCUGAGAUCGAGUCUUUGAGCCCACGAUGGAGCCGGGCAGCCCUUGACUGAGAGAGAAUUUAGAUCAUCAGGAAAGGGCCUUGGAGAGGUUGUAGCUGUCUGAGUCCUUCUGGGCUGGGGAGUACAAAGGGAAGAAGACUGAUUUAAGGCUGGUGAAUGGGUGGGGCUCGGGAGUCUAGCCAGGGAGUCUGUUCGGAGGAGACAGUCCUAGCUGUGACUUCCCAGUCAGGGGUAGUAGUACCCAUUGGUCUUUUCUACCAGGGACUUGGCGGGCUGUAAUGAGUGAGUGCUAACCUUUUCCUUGUGUCUGAGAGGUCACACCCUCUCCUCCUUGACCUCCAGUGACCAGUCAGCCCAUCUGGCACUGAUCUACCCCCUUCACCCACCCAGGCCAGUUUAUUUCAUUGGGUUGCUCAUCUCCUGCAUCCCCCAGAAUGCUUUUUCAUGACCCAAGUGGUACUGGCCCUCUAGCCCCAAACUCUUCUCUGAACCAGAUGCCAGAUGCCAGAUGCCUGAACCAGGGGGUGCCGAGAGCUCCCCAACCAGUUUCCCCUCACCCCACUAUCCCCAGCCCACCGUGUUCUGAGAAUGAAACUGAUUCAUUACCCUCUCCUCGCUCCUCCUUCACUCAGAGUUUCGUCCUCGCUGGCCUAGCCAGGCCCAGCCCAGGCGCGUGACAAUCUGUAAAGCUGAACUAUAGACCACCAUGGGGAAUGGGGAGUCCGUGGACCCCUGGUGGGUGCCUCCUGAGGGUAGAGGGAAACACCAGCGUGUGCUGGAGCACCAGAACAUUGGUGUUUACUUGCAUGUCUGGGUGACUCCAGGAGCAAGGAUGCAUAUGUUUCUUUUCUUUUCUUUUGCGGAUGGGGCAAGAAAGAUCUUUUCACAAUGGGGCAGGCCACAUCCCCAUUCUGUGCCUCAGUUUUCCCAUCUGUAAACUGUAGAUAUGACUUACUGACCUACCUCGCAAGGGGCUGUGGGGAGUCACAAGCUGAUGUUUGUAAAUCGCUUUGUAAAUAAAAGAGCUCUCUGAAUGCCAUGGAUUGGA
Molecule: messenger RNA, 5962 nt
Organism: Vombatus ursinus (common wombat)
Lineage: Eukaryota; Metazoa; Chordata; Mammalia; Diprotodontia; Vombatidae
Gene: PTPRU
Product: protein tyrosine phosphatase, receptor type U
Exons: 30
Coding region: 44-4438 (1464 amino acids)
Biological process (GO): protein dephosphorylation
Cellular component (GO): membrane
Molecular function (GO): protein binding; protein tyrosine phosphatase activity
Source: RefSeq, a predicted model, not a curated record